This is a messenger RNA of Rhincodon typus (whale shark), 2355 nucleotides long. RefSeq lists its product as uncharacterized. Gene Ontology annotation, biological process: cell adhesion. Gene Ontology annotation, cellular component: plasma membrane. Lineage: Eukaryota; Metazoa; Chordata; Chondrichthyes; Orectolobiformes; Rhincodontidae. The coding region runs from base 1 to 2316 and encodes 771 amino acids. The record is from RefSeq and is a predicted model, not a curated record. The transcript is spliced from 6 exons. Gene Ontology annotation, molecular function: transmembrane signaling receptor activity; hyaluronic acid binding.
AUGUUGUACUGUGCAUUGUUCUGCAGGUACGGAUGGAUUCAGGGUGGUUUGAUUGCCAUCCCUCGAGUAUUCGCUCUCCCCCAUUGUGCGAAUAGCGCUACAGGGGUCUACACCAUUCAAAAGCCAUCCAGCAAUACUUUUGACGUGUUCUGCUUCAAUGCGACAGAAUAUGAAAAUUGUAGUCCUGAGAUUUCAUCACCAACCCUGUCUCUUGCUGAGCUCAACGUGACCGGGAUCAGCCAGGUUCUCUCCGCCCUAGGGAAACACAUUCCCAGCAGUUUACAGACUACCAAAGCUGUAGAACACCCAAUGGCCCGGCCAGCAGAAAGCCAUGACGUUGUUACUAUAGGAACCGUGGCAGCAGAGAGUGAAUUGCUAACCCUCACGCCAAGGCCUGAUGAGUCUUUGCCCCAAAGUUCAUCACGAUCGCACAUCCAGUCAUCGGUGUCACCUUCCAGAAAAUCAGGAGCUGCAAAAAAGCAGGCAACGCGAGCUGUAACCGGUGUGACUGCCAACUACACAGUGGAGCUGGGCAUGUCACCCACUGUACCAGGAUAUAUAACCAACAAUCUCCCUGAAACCAUGUCACCAAGUUUGCAAAAGAAUGCCAGUAUGCCAGUGAAUGGCUCUGAGCACGUUGGUGAUAUGACACUGUACGAUGAGUCAAAUAGGCAAAUAUCAUUAAAAACAGAGAAUCAAGUUACAGAAAACAAACUGCAACAUCAUUCAGAGACAGAAUUGACAGGAAUAGACACCAUCACUCAUUCUUCCUCUUCUGCACUGAUUUCAGACAAUCUCCUUGAAGUUAAUGUAACAAUGAACCACACCGAGGUUCACAAAGAUGCAUCAGAUUUCCAGCCCACUCUGGAAGAAUUAUCAGUGUUGCGAAUGAAUACUGAAAAUGGACAUGAGCAGAUGGUUGGUGUAACUUCCACACAGUCUUCUGAAACCACACAAAAGCCCUCAAUGUUCGGAAUACAAAGGGCUGGGACAGCGCCCAUCCCAAUGACUCCAAAUCCCACCGAGCUACCCAAGGAAACUAUGCCUGGCACCAGAAUGUCUCGUUCUGAGCUCAUGGUGAACAACAGAGCAGACGCAGAGGAGCCAUUCACUGCCUCACCAUCUCUAACUUACCUGCCUGCGGAAACUGGGAGCGCCUCUGAAAUAGUGAGCUCAGAAUCUGUCAAGGUGCACUUGGAUCGAAUGACGGUCGCUGCAUUUAAUGCCAAAUUGAUUCCUUCUACUGCACUGCCUUCUGAUCCAAGGGAGAAUGGAAGUGCUUUGGAAGUGCUGACUUCAGAGCCUAUAAAAACCAUCAGAGAGAACAGCACAGUUUUGGGUGGUCAUCGAAGGUUCUCUCUUCCAGCAUCUGUAGACCCAGCUGUCCUAUUUACAAAAAGUGGCAGCCCUCCAGUGAUACAGAGGUCAGACGCACCACCACCUGCUCUCAGGUUUUCUCUCAACUUUACAGUGACAACUGGUAUUGCAAGGCUAUCCACUGGCCAACCAGCUAGUCCAGAUUCCAAACGGGAACGCCAUCCCGCAGCCUUGGGAAAUGUUUCUCAGGAUAUUCAGGUCAAACCGACUCCGUCUGUAAGCCCCUCUGACUAUUUGCCUACAGCGACCACAUCCUCUUCCACCAAACCAGACCGCCCGACCUCCCCUUUUCUUCAAUCAUUGGAAAUGACCUUGACUAAUGCCCCGAUCAAUAAUAACGAGAAGCGAGAAAUGGAACUAGCCCCUCCUUCCUCCAAAGAGAGCACAGGUCAGUUAAAGCUGCCACAUACCACCAGAACCCAUGACUUUGGACAGACUGCCCCAUCUCACACAAUGACCAAUUCAAUCACAAAAGCUAAGCCAAACAGCACCAUGUCAGAUCACGUUAUUCUGGACGAUGGCUUUGGUUUAAAGUUACAAACACCACCUUCUGUUGGAGACAAACCUCCUGAAACCAAUUUGGAUUGGCUGAUCGUGGUGGCAAUUAUUGGGUCGCUUCUCAUCAUUAUAUUUGGCGGACUGCUGACCGCAUACAGUAAAAGGUUGUGUGGACGGAAGAAAAGUCUGGCUAUCACGAGGCCCCAGGACGAUAAUGCAGCCAUCAUGAAGAAUGGGAAUGGGAGAGACUUGGUGGACGAGUCUGGCCUGAAAGCCGACAUACAGAGAUCAGAUGAGUGGAUUCAGCUGAUGAGUAAAGAUAACGUAGAGGUUGUAUCGGAAUCAGCCGAAGCUACCCGGUUAAUGAGUGGCAAGGAAUCAGGAGAACCGUCUCACAGAGAAAUAGUGACAACCACAGCAGACGAAGAGGACAGGAGCUAGCUGGGGAAAUGGGGCGGUGAUGCAGUUCUGCUCCUCUCA